Messenger RNA from Heterostelium album PN500, 1512 nucleotides. It is a transcript of the gene ap3s1, whose product is annotated as AP-3 complex subunit sigma. The coding region runs from base 1 to 1512 and encodes 503 amino acids. Gene Ontology annotation, biological process: intracellular protein transport; Golgi to vacuole transport. The record is from RefSeq and is a predicted model, not a curated record. NCBI's taxonomy places the organism in Eukaryota, Evosea, Eumycetozoa, Acytosteliales, Acytosteliaceae. Gene Ontology annotation, cellular component: AP-3 adaptor complex; intracellular membrane-bounded organelle; membrane coat. The transcript is spliced from 8 exons.
AUGAAAUUUAUCCUACUGUCAAUUAGCAAUAGUCGUCCGCCGCGGAAGAAGAGGCAAGCUAUACAGCUUACUCGCAAAACUAGUGGAUCUGUGCUUGCAACAGCAAUCACAGUGAAACAAAAUAUAGCAAUGAUAAAAGCAAUACUUAUUAUAAAUAAUCAUGGUAAAGCCAGAUUAACAAAGUUUUAUGAACAUGUUAGUGUAGAGAAACAACAACAGAUAAUUAGAGAUCUAUUCUUAUUGGUAUCAAAGAGAUCGGAUCGUGCAUGCAAUUUCUUAGAGGUUGAAGAUAUUUUCGAUAAAGACACAAAGAUCAUCUAUAGACAUUAUGCUACACUUUAUUUUAUAUUCGUUGUCGAUUCAUCAGAGAGUGAAUUAUCUAUGAUCGAUCUUAUUCAAACCUUUGUAGAGACUCUUGAUAAAUGUUUUGAAAAUGUUUGUGAAUUACAUUUGAUUUUCCAUAUUGAUAAGGUUCAUUAUAUAUUAGAUGAAAUAGUAAUGGGUGGAUUGGUGUUGGAAACCAAUCCAAAUAUUGUUGUAUCAAAUUAUGAAACUCAAAAUAAGAUAGAGAAAUCAGAGAAUCCAUUGUUGGCUGGAUUCCAGGGUACUAAAAUGACAGGAUCAUGGGUAUUUUUUGCUAUGGGUGCAAUAGUUGCAAAGGCUGUACCUGCUAUCACUUUUAUUGAAGGUGGUUGGAGAUAUAUGGGUGGUGCUUCAAUUGUAUUUCAUGGUAUAAAAACAUAUGUCUUUGGAAAGUUGAUUAGAACCAUUGAAUACCCCGAUGGUGAGAUGGUAUCAAUCAUUGUUAGAACUAAUAAUAUAAAUAGAUUAAAGAAUGAAAUUUUAAAACAUCAACCAGCACUAUUUCCAGGAGUUCAAAUGGAUUCUUCAGAUGUAAAGUUUAUUUCGAGGUGGACACCACCACAUUUCACAGAACCCUGUUCAAAGAAUCGUGAUUUAAAGAUGGUUCCGGACGGUGGUGUAAUUUUCUGGUCUAGAUUCGAACCGAUACCUAAACGUAAUGUCACUCUCGAUAUAAAGGAUAAGGAGUUGUUAAAGUUGGAUCAAGCCAUUCAGUUUGUUCACCGACUCGGCAAGACUAUAGGCAGUGGCGUCGUCGAGGAGACUGCACGUCUCACCAGCGCCCAAGAGAAUGCACUGAUAGACUUGCUACUCGAGAAAGACGAAGGCGUGCUGGCACUGCAUCGUAAUUUCAACCAGUAUCCAUCGUUAUUUAAAUAUCAUGCUCUGAGAUAUCUCACUGCAAAAGGAAAGUUAAUCGAUAAGGAAGUCGUUCAACAACAACAACAAACUGUACAACAAACUACGCAACAAACAACAUCUGUAAAUCAACAGCAACAAGCUGCACAACAGCAAAAGCAACAACAAGCUGCACAACAGCAAAAACAACAACAAGAACUCUUGAAACAACAACAACAGCAACAGAAUCAAGAACAACAGAAAUCACCAACACAAGCACCCUCUCCACAUGAACUAACUAAUACCGUAUAG